Saprolegnia diclina VS20 is the source of this 2139-nucleotide messenger RNA. RefSeq lists its product as hypothetical. Gene Ontology annotation, cellular component: mitochondrion. Gene Ontology annotation, biological process: mitochondrion organization. NCBI's taxonomy places the organism in Eukaryota, Oomycota, Saprolegniomycetes, Saprolegniales, Saprolegniaceae. Gene Ontology annotation, molecular function: ATP hydrolysis activity; zinc ion binding; ATP binding. Bases 40 to 2031 code for a protein of 663 amino acids. The record is from RefSeq and is a predicted model, not a curated record. The transcript has 14 exons.
CGGCAAGAUUCCACGUGGUCGAAGCGUCGCCUUGGACCGAUGUUGCUCUGCGCUACGCUCGUCCUCGCCUCCGCCGCCGCGAGCCAAAGCCUCGCCAUCGGCCGGAACGCGCGGUCGUCGAAUGCGACAAGUGUCGCCUACGCCGACGUCUUUACGGGCGUCGAGGACGCCAACGCGACGCACUCGCUCCACGUCAUCACGCAGGUUCAAUUGACCAAUUUUGAGUUCAAGUACGACUCGAUUCCGGGGCGCCGACAGCUCGGCGUGAUUGGCUCGCCCUUGUUGCGCACCCUCUUGCCCGAGGGCAUCCACGUGUACCCCGAGCGCCAUGUGUACAGCCAAGAAAAAGAGAAGAUUGCGAUUCAAAACUUCCACGCGGUCGACAAGGAUGCGCUCUUCAUGCACAACGUGGCCGCGACCCAAGUGUUGAUUCGGCGCCAAGGCGACGCGACGGCCGAGGCCCAGCGGCUCCAGCGGCAGCUUGACGACGCCGCUGCCCGUCUCGAGACGCUCCAAGUGCAUCUGGAUCAAGAAGCGUCUGCGGUUUUGAUUGAGCAGCGGAAAAUCGCCGAGGCCACGCGCGAUACCGCCCAGCUUGAGCUUGACACCGUGUCGGCCAAAGCGGACCAAGAGCGACAGACACUGACCGUCGCCCAUGCGAACGCACUGGCCCUUGCCGAGCGGGAGAACGCGCUCGAGCUGGAGCGCAUUCGCUUUGACGACACGCAGCGGCGCGACCAAAACAAGGAGCUCGUGGACAUGCAAGAAGCAUCCAGUGCUCGCAUCGAGCUCAAGCGCCGGGAGACCGAAGCCAUCUUGAAGGAGCGGCAGCUUGAAGCGGAUAAGGAACGCAUGUGGCUCGAGCGCAACACGACCUUGGAGAAGGCCGUCAUUGACGUCGAGGGACGCAUCAAGCAGCAGCGCAUGAACCAAGACAUUGAAAUGGCCCAGCUCCAUGCCCAAUUUGAAGCCGAGAAGGACAAGGUCAUGACGGCGCUCCAAGCGACGUUUGAUAAUUUGGGCGCCGGCGCACUCGUCUUGCUCUCCGACACGGACAAACUGCUCAAGUUUAUCGGUUCCUUUGUCGCGCUUGCGUUUGGCAUCUACCUCACCCGCGAGUGCAUUCGCAUUGGUGGCCAGAUCAUCGAGCAACGUCUCGGCAAACCGUCGCUGGUGCGAGAGACGUCGCGCCGUGGCGGCUUCAUCGGCUGGGUGCGCAGCUUCUUUGCGGCGCCAAUUGGCACAGAGCCGCUCUCGGACGUCGUGGUCCACGCGGCCCUUGAAACGCGCUUGUACGACUUGGCCAAGUCGACCAAAAACGCGAAAAAACAUGGCGCCCCCUACCGCCAUCUGCUGCUGUACGGCCCCCCAGGGACGGGGAAGACCAUGGUCGCCAAGCGCCUCGCGAUUUGCUCGGGCAUGGACUAUGCCAUCAUGAGCGGUGGCGACGUCGGCCCCCUCGGCAGUGAUGCGGUCACGGAGCUCCACGCGCUUUUUCGGUGGGCCCAAGCCUCCCCACGGGGUGUCUUGAUCUUCAUUGACGAGGCCGAAGCCUUCUUGGGCUGCCGAGCAACGCGCAAAACCCACAUGAGCGAAGCCAUGCGCAACGCGCUUAACGCAUUGCUCUUCCACACGGGGUCCCAAACCAAACACUUUAUGCUGGUGAUCGCGACCAACCGGCCCGAGGACCUCGACACGGCCAUCACCGACCGCAUUGAUGAUGCGCUGCACUUUGAUUUGCCCGAAGCCAACGAGCGCGUCCGCCUCCUCCGCCUCUAUUUCGCCGACUGCGUCGCGGCGCUUCCCGGCGGCGACAACCCCGAGUGCACGGCCAUUCUCGACAAAGCUGGGCCGGCCACGCAAGGCAUGAGCGGCCGCGAGAUUAGCAAGAUGAUGCUCUAUCUCCAAAACAUGGCGUAUGCCCAAGACGAGGUCGGGAUCUCGCCCAAGCUUGUGCAGCGCGUUUUGACCGAGAAAAUUGAAGAACACAAGCGCAAGGCGGACCUCAAGUCGUACAAGGACGAGUCGUAAUCCCGCACUCUUCAUUCUCUCGACAAGUACAAAGAAAUCUCGCGGUUAAAACCCAGUAUUGUCCAUCCGCCUAACACUCGACUGUAUACAUCCAUGCCAUGAUCACCA